This is a messenger RNA of Penicillium malachiteum, 2115 nucleotides long. Its product is annotated as HET domain-containing protein. The transcript has 2 exons. Bases 1 to 2115 code for a protein of 704 amino acids. The record is from RefSeq and is a predicted model, not a curated record. NCBI's taxonomy places the organism in Eukaryota, Fungi, Ascomycota, Eurotiomycetes, Eurotiales, Aspergillaceae.
AUGGACCCUGGCAGCUAUUUCACCGAGGAAAUAUGGGAAGCUGAGGAUAAGCGUGAAUUCUUUCAUGCCACCGUGAGAAAUGAUAUGCGAAAUCGCGUGGACCAAUGGAUGGAAGUGGAUCGAGGGGAUGGCUGGAUUAUCAGAAGUGACAGGGAGGAAAGAGAAGCCGCAGCCGAUUGGCGAAGAAAGCGAGAUGAAGAGCGAAGAGAGUUCCUGCGAAAUGCGGACGAUGCCUGGGUUCAUAUUGUGGAUAACAAGUUUGCGGAGAAGUUCUUCGCAAAGGCGCAGAAAAAGGAUAUUCCUAAGCUCAGGUCACCAUCUGUACCGCUAUGCAAAUACUGCGACACUGUCCGCUUCGACAAAUCCAUAACGGUUACUGAACUUCGAGCGAAACUGAAACCUUGUCUGGUCUGUCGAAUGAAUCGCGCUCGGGCUGACGCAGUCAGAACCAAGAUCGAAGUGCUUAAAGCUCCUACACUAAGAGUUUGCCGUGCACCGAAACCCAAAGGCAAAUCGCGUUCGGAGUCGCACUCGGACAUCCAAAUGGGAUUUCCUGUGCUUCCAGCCUCGGAGAGUGAUAUUCGAUUCAAGCUGUUUCGGGAAUGGCUUCGAUGCUGUGACGAAACUCACGAGCAACGAGUUUGCAGUCCAAGAUCGGAAUCUUCAUCGGUUGCCCUUUCUACGCCUACCCUUCCUUCGCGAUUGGUCGAUGUAGGCGAGGAGGCCUCUGAUACUCUCUUUCUUCGUGAUUUCCAGCCCAAAAGCCCCGAGAGAGACGACACAGAACCCGAGUCCAGGGAGAAUAUUCAAUAUAUUGCUCUAUCUCAUUGUUGGGGGAAAUUACCGGAACACAGAAGAGCAGAAUACUGUCUCUCAGCCGAGAAUCUCAACGAAAGACAAACAACUGGAUUCCAACUCUCUACGCUCCCCCUGACAUUCCGCGACGCCAUCACUGUAACCCGUCGCCUAGGCAGGAAAUACCUGUGGAUCGAUUCUUUAUGCAUAAUCCAAUCCGGUGACAGCCAAGCCGACUGGCAAAAAGAAGCGACUCGAAUGGAAUCAAUAUUCAGCAACGCAUAUUGCACUCUAGCCGCGACAUCCGCUACCAACUCCGACGCGGGAUUCCUGGCCCGGUCAAAUACACGAAACUCCCGACCCUAUAUCAAAAUCCGUUCCCAAACCCACGGCUCUUUAUAUGUCUGUACAACAGGUGACAACUUCGACCACGACGUCUCAGGUGGAGCACUAAACCAUCGCGCGUGGGUAUUACAAGAGCGUGCACUAUCACGCCGAACAAUUCAUUUUACUAGUACGCAGGCCUAUUUCGAGUGUGGAGAUGGCAUACGCUGUGAGACGAUGACAUAUAUGCGAAACUCACAGUCCCUAUUUCUCGGGGAUCCUGCAUUCCCACUCGGAAUGGGAAUGCGCACCACUCGUGAUCGAAUCAAGCUUGUCCAUUGGCUAUUCACGGUCUACAUGCAAUUGAGUAUCACGCAUGCGACUGAUCGGGUACUAGCUAUAUCCGGUCUUGAGAAGCGGCUAGCUGAGACCUUUCAAACUGAGUGCUGCUUUGGUGUUUUUGAGAAAUACCUCGGUCGGUGUCUUUUAUGGAAGAGAGGUGAACGGUCAAAGGCUUUGGAACGAAUUGAGUAUCCUGAAUCGCGAGCGCCAGCGUCUUGGUCAUGGAUGGCGUUCAAGGGAGAAAUUGAAUAUGUGGAUGUUGAUGCACAGGUUCAAUGGUGUAAGGAUAUUAAGCUGGAGGAUGCAGUUUUACGAGCUCCCAUGAGGAGUUUGAUAUCUGAGAAAUGUCAGGUUGGGCGGAAUGGAGGAACUUAUUCUAUUGCGGAUAAGCGGCAAGGUACUAGUUUUGAGCCUGGAUGGUUGAAGUAUGAUCGACCGCGUCGUAUUCAGUUGGAGAAGCAUAAGCUGGUUAUAGUUGGUAGAGAGGCAUACGAAGCUCGGGAUUGGUUGCGUCGAUCAUCUACCAGCUUUGAUUAUCAUGUUUUGGUUGUUACUCCUGUGGGAAAGGAGUUUAAGAGAGUUGGAGUUGGGUUGAUUCCUGCUGGGUGUAUUUCUUUUAGUGAUAAAUUGACUCAGAAUGGUGUAGUGUUGUAA